CUGAUUGACAAGAUCGGUGUUACUGCCUACGACCUGAGUAUCGACAAUUUGGAUAUGCACGCUGAUCGCAACACGUUCCAUCGGUUUGACAAAUUCAAUGCCAAAUACAACCCAAUUGGUCAAAGUCAACUGCGUGAAGUCUUCCUCAAAACGGACAACUACAUUCAAGGCGCAUUCUUUGCUCAUGUGUUGAAGGAAGUGUUUUCUGAUCUCGAGGAGUCAAAAUAUCAAAAUGCUGAACCGCGCUUGUCAAUCUACGGUCGCUCUAUUCACGAGUGGGAUAACUUAGCCAAAUGGGCCCUACAAAGGAAUGUGUACUCCGACAAUGUGCGCUGGCUUAUCCAAAUACCCAGGCUAUAUGAUGUGUAUCAUGCCAAAGGAUCAAUGAAAUAUUUUCAGGAUAUUCUAACAAACGUCUUUCAACCACUGUUCGAAGUUACUGCAAAUCCGCACUCGCAUCCGGAACUUCAUGCCUUUUUGCAAUACGUAACCGGAUUCGACUCCGUGGACGACGAGUCCAAGUCAGAUAAAGUGGUGUUCAACAUAUCGACUCCCACUCCAGAACAAUAUGAGCUUCAGGAGAAUCCACCGUAUUCCUACUAUAUUUAUUACAUGUAUGCUAAUCUCGCACAGCUGAAUCAGUUCCGCAGUCACCGUGGCCUAAACACGUUCGCUCUUCGCCCACAUUGUGGCGAAGCCGGAAAUAUCAAUCACUUGGUAACGUGCUUCCUGCUGGCUGAAAGUAUCAACCACGGACUAUUGUUACGCAAAGCGCCAGUGUUGCAAUACUUGUACUACCUCGCACAGAUUGGCAUUGCCAUGUCUCCACUAAGCAACAACUCAUUGUUCUUGGACUAUCAUCGAAAUCCGUUGAACAACUACUUAUCUCGCGGACUGAAUGUCAGUUUGAGCACUGAUGACCCGCUCCAAUUUCACUUCACCAAAGAGCCCUUGAUCGAGGAAUACAGCAUCGCAACGCAAGUUUGGAAACUGACACCGACCGAUAUGUGUGAAUUGGCCCGUAACAGUGUUCUGAUGAGUGGAUUUUCACACACGGUACGUUUAGCCCGAUUCCUUAUGCACUGCUACGGCCACCCUUCACGUGCUGUCACUCCAAGGCCUUGCUCGCUAAUCAUAUUCUGA
Messenger RNA from Echinostoma caproni, 1143 nucleotides. The record is from the annotation of a GenBank genome assembly. Lineage: Eukaryota; Metazoa; Platyhelminthes; Trematoda; Plagiorchiida; Echinostomatidae.